ACGGACAGGGCGGUGCCGAGGCGUGCGUGCUUCGCGACAGAGCCGUAAAGGCGCGUGGGAGCGAAACAUGGCUCUGUACGCGACGGCUGCGUCUGUGCUGGCGGGCGUGGAGAGCCGACAGGGUUCCAUCAAAGGACUGGUGUACGCCAGCAGUUUCCAGAACGUGAAGCAGCUGUACGCGCUGGUGUGCGAGACGCAGCGCUACUCCGCCGUGCUGGACGCCGUGAUCGCCAGCGCCGGCCUCCUCCGCGCCGAGAAGAAGCUGCGGCCGCACCUGGCCAAGGUGCUAGUGUAUGAGUUGUUGCUGGGGAAAGGCUUUAGAGGGGGCGGGGGCCGAUGGAAACCUUUGCUGGACCGGCACCGGGCAAGGCUGAAGGCCGAGUUGGCCCGGCUCAAGGUUCAGCGAUGUGUGAGCCGUAACGAGGACCUGUUGGAGGUGGGAUCCAGGCCUGGCACAGCCUCCCAGGUGCCUCGAUUUGUGCGGGUGAACACUCUCAAGACCAACUCUGAUGAUGCAGUUGAUUAUUUCAAGAGACAAGGCUUCUCCUACCAGGGUCGGGCUUCUAGCCUCGAGGACCUGCGGGGCCUCAAAGGGAAGUGCUUUCUUCUGGAUCCCUUGUUGCCGGAGCUGCUGGUGUUUCCGGCCCAGACAGAUCUGCAUGACCACCCACUGUACCGGGCCGGUCACCUCAUCCUACAGGACAAGGCCAGCUGUCUCCCCGCCACGCUGCUGGCCCCGCCCCCGGGCUCCCACAUCAUCGACGCCUGUGCUGCCCCAGGCAACAAGACCAGUCACUUGGCCGCUCUUCUCAAGAACCAGGGGAAGAUCUUUGCUUUCGACCUGGAUGCUGGGCGGCUGGCGUCCAUGGCUACCCUGCUGGCCCGGGCUGGAGUCUCGUGCUGUGAGCUGGCGGAGCAGGACUUCCUGGCAGUCUCACCCUCUGACCAGCGCUACCGUCAGGUCCAGUACAUCUUACUGGAUCCUUCUUGUAGCGGCUCAGGAAUGCCAGCCAGACAGCUGGAGGAGCCUGGGGCAGGCACCCCGAGCCAGGCACGCCUGCAGGCCCUGGCUGGGUUCCAGCAGCGAGCACUGCGCCACGCGCUCACCUUCCCCUCCCUGCAGCGCCUGGUCUACUCCACGUGCUCCCUCUGCCAGGAGGAGAAUGAAGAUGUGGUGCAGGAUGCCCUGCAGCAGAACCCGGGGACCUUCAGGCUAGCUCCCGUCCUACCCUCCUGGCCCCACCGAGGCCUUGGCACUUUUCCAGGGGCAGAGCACUGCCUCCGGGCUUCCCCUGAAACCACGCUCACGGGUGGCUUCUUUGUUGCUGUUCUGGAACGGGUAGAGGUGCCAAGCUCAGUCCCCCAGGCUGGAGCAGCGGCCCCAGAACUCACACCCAGCACAGCCCCGCGGAGAAAGAAGAGACGGCGCCGAGCCGCAGCUCCCGGCGCGCUGCCCCAUACGCAGCAGGAAGGAAAGCAGUAACCCUGAUUCUCCAGCUACGGGCAGAGAGUGAUUUCCUCAUCCUCUGGGUCCCUUCCCCAGGCCGUGUUCCUGCUGGUGAGAGAAUUCUGCCCACGGAAAUAAAAGGCAGGACAUGGUCUACGAUA
Molecule: messenger RNA, 1608 nt
Organism: Ailuropoda melanoleuca (giant panda)
Lineage: Eukaryota; Metazoa; Chordata; Mammalia; Carnivora; Ursidae
Gene: NSUN5
Product: NOP2/Sun RNA methyltransferase 5
Exons: 11
Coding region: 68-1483 (471 amino acids)
Biological process (GO): rRNA base methylation
Cellular component (GO): nucleolus
Molecular function (GO): RNA methyltransferase activity
Source: RefSeq, a predicted model, not a curated record